GCUGUUUGUGUCAGUGAGGUGGCAACCUCGGUGACCAAAACACUUAAUAUUGUGUAGGGCGCCGGCGAUGACGCCGUGCUUCCUCAGGCUCGAGAAGUGGACUCGACAGAAUUGCGGAAGAUGAUCGAAUUAUUCUCUGCACCUUGCUUCUGCUUCUUAUUCUUCUUUGUACACGUUUCUUCCCCUUUAGCGACUCCCAUCCUUAGUUCUACUCUUGCUCCUAUUUAUCAUGCAAAUCAUUCUCCCGAAAUUUCUUCAUCACCACAGACUUUUUCACUGCAUACCUUCAUACCUAACUUCAUCAGUACUCAUCAAACUCCAAGUUUCUACAGUUCUUUCCCUCCGUCCAAUUUGUCGAAUUUGAUCUCGCUUAGUUAUUCAAGUUUUUCUUCUUCUCUUCCUUCUGUACGCCCUAUUUCUUCCCAGAGUUUUUCAAUCAAUGCUUAUACCCCCAGUUCUUUGAGUUCUUCUCUCGGUUCUUCACGUUCAUGGCUUUCCCUUUCGUCUGUUCUACCUAAGGAGUCAUCAGGCACCUCCAUUCUUCCCCUGCAUGCUUCGUCCCCAUCAAGACUCCCCGCGCGGGGCUCCUCACCCCCUUUGGAGUCGCAGGACUUUUCACUCUCUAGGAAGUCGUGGGACUCCUCAACCCCUGAGUUAAGGGGCUCUUCAACCCCUGAGUCGUGGGACUCCUCAACCCCUGAGUUGAGGGACUCUUCAACCCCUGAGUCGUGGGACUCCUCAACCCCUGAGUUAAGGGGCUCUUCAGCCCCUGAGUCGUGGGACUCCUCUUCCCCUAGAGAGUCGUGGGACUCCUCAACCCCUGGGUCGUGGGACUCCUCAACCCCUGGGUCGUGGGGCUCCUCAACCCCUGGAACAAUAAGCUCUUCAUCCUCUGGGAGGGCGCAGGGUUCAUCAUCACAUAAAAGUUCGCAGGGCUCUUCACCACCUCGGGAGUCGCAGAGCUCCAGCGUAAGCCCCCUGGAGGAGGGGCUACAAGAAGUGGCCUACCAGAGCGUCCCUCUGCACGCCUCGACAGCAUUACAAUCUUCUCUGAGAACUGAAGAGGAUCACAACCAAUUAGACGACGCUCUUUGGGAUCUUCUGAGCUCCCCGAAAAGUGUUCCAACAUCAAGUCCAACUCCAAGCCUAACCGAACCGAACCGAACAAUUUCAGUGUUCGGUGGACCACCAAACCAGCCUUCGGUGGAACCGAAGGCUUUGAACACUACUUCGACUACUUCUAAUGCUGGCACCUCUUCGAAAAUUCAGGUUCAUAUGAACCCUUCAGCAACUAUAACCAUUUAUAACUCAGUUAACACCGAUGCAAUAAAGCCUCUGCAAGAACAUUUUAAUGUUAAGAACUUCGAGCCGAAGGAAAUGAAAUUAGAUCACAAAAUAGUAGAAGUCGCAUAUCAGAAUAAUCUUAACGACGAUAAAUUGAAAUCUUCGAUACAUUUUAUGGAACACCCAAUUAACCGCGAAAUUUCCUCCGUAAUCCUCGACUCUGGUGAUGCGUCUUCUGUUGAUUCGAGCACCGGGAUGUCAGUUGAUGAGUCCUACGGAACACAAGCGGAAGACGCGGCAACUCGGCUUACUGGCGUCGAAUAUGCCGAAGACACUUCACAAAUCUCAGCAACUGAAAAUUUGACGGAUGCAGCGACGGCGAGUGACAGGCUUCAAAUGCAUGAACCAACGUCACAAGAAUGGUUGAAAGAUGAUAACUCAAAAGAUAAUAAUAAAAUUGACACUAAUAACGACAUCCCUACAACCACCAUUACCAUCAUUGAUGACAUCAACACUAAUACAUCUUCUACUAAUACCACUGUAGACAAUAUCGCAUUGAUAGAUGCAUUUAACACCAGUGACUAUUCUACCCCAAAUGCUGUUGAAAACAACAGUUUCGACUUGCUUGAACAAUACACUAAUUUUGAUAUCGUGGAGAAGCAAUCCACAUUGGAGCAUAAUGCAAAUUUUUCCCUUCUUAAUAAAUCAACAACUUAUUCUAAACAGCAAUCAGACAUUCUGGAGGAGUUAGGCAAUGACAAAAACUCAACGUCAGCUUCAAAAGAUAUUCUUGAUCUGAGCCAACCAGCAAUUAAAGUCGAGACCCAAUUCAACAUAAAUAAUAAAAAAGACCUUAUGCAAAGCAAACUAUUGGAAAAAGAACAGUCGACUGGAAACGACACUCCAACAAAGCACUUCUCUUUUCAGGGUGAACAUAAUAGUAGUGCUUCGAGUGAGUCACAGAAAAAGCGUAGUUUGUUUACUGAUUACAAGAACAUUACAAAUUUUUUCUUCCAUGAUCACUUUUCACAUCAGCUAGAAGAUCUCGAAACGUCCCAUUCUGAAGUGCAACAUCGUUAUCAUCAAAGUUCUGGAAAAACAAAGAACCAGGAGCUGUACAAAAUCUAUCAUCCCCAUCAAGCUACUUUGCCUGACUUGCAUAACCCGCUCUUGGGAUACAGGGUAGCGAGAAACCACAAAAAUGAACCUGUCCUUAUACCCCCGGAAUAUCUCUCUCCUGACGCCAACUUUGCUACUCCUUCUACCACAAACGCUGUGCACCACACCAUCGCUGAUCCACGACCAAUACAAACGGUUCGUUACGCUGGGACACCGGACUCGGCCCAGAUCCCAUCAUCUCGCAAAACCUUCUCUCCAAGUGGGUUUAAAGUUCCAAAAUAUAAUUUCAGUUAUAGGGUUGACCAUGAGACCAGCGGAAACCACUUUGGUCAUGACGAGGAGAGAGAAGGUAGUAAAACUAGUGGACAGUAUUCCGUUAUACUGCCGGACGGUAGAACUCAGGUGGUGACAUAUCAUGCUGACACCAAGGGCUACAGAGCCAACGUUCAAUACAAACAUUUGGGUCAUGACAUCAGUGUUCCUGGUAAUCGGCGUGAUCCAGUGAUUAGAAAUCAAUUAGCAAUCUCCCAUACUCCUGCUAAUGAGAAUCAAGAAUCCAUUUCCCGUUUUCUGCCAGCGAAUCAACCAAAUAAAUUACUUCACUCUGAUAACAACUUCCAUGAGCAACACAAACUUCCCAUGAUUCGCGUGAAUAUACCUUAUCUACCAGUUAUAACUCCACCGUCCACAAGAAUCCCUGCGGACAACGACUUCCGAGAUCAAAAAUAUGGCUCCUCAUCGAAUCAAAACACGCCUUUAACUAAUGGGCCGCUAUCACCUCGCCAAAAUAUCAACGGUAGGAAGUCGGUUCAUCGGAGACCUCAACAUGAGGAAAGUCAGGAGUCGAUAUUCAAUGUAGAGGUAGAAUCCACUUCCCCGUUGAUAUUCCACCCCACUCUCCUGCAAGUAAGUGGGCGUCAAUUUAUUAGAGACUUGUUAAACAAAGGAAUUGGUGAAACAAAUCUUAAAAAUAAUGAAUCACCUCAAAUUCAAGGAGCAAAAUCGUCUACAAAAUCUUCAGCUCUCUCUUUCAAACCAAGAGAAAAUGGACGGAAAUUUAAUAAAUCAGAUUACUUCAUACCUGCGUCAAAAGAAAGUCUUAUCGUGAAGCGGCAUCCUGACACUUUAGACGUGGAAUUGCCCAAGGGUAGCAAUGGCACAGGUUUUGUACAGGAUCAAGAAGCUAAUGCGAGGCUUCAAGUAGAAAGAUUGCCUAAUAUCACAGAUAAUUUUGUUGUAAGCUCGCAAGAAACAGACGACUUUCCAACAAACGGUCUGUCUUUAUUUGUUAAAGCUAGCCAAGGACCCCAGUUACUCAGCGAGAAAGGCAAUAAAAUGAGUCACGUCUUCACACGACAUUAAAUUCUACUAUAAUUUCUUAAAGCCCGUAAUAAUUUAAUAUGAAUGCAAUAUCUUCACAUAUAAAACAAGCGACAGUUAUCUUUAAUUCUGAAUACUGCCAACAUCAUACAGAUGUUACAACCUAUACAAUUAAUUCGUCCGUGAAGCACAACCUCCGUCACUUUCAGAAAUUCGAGUUACAGGCUUCAACUGACCGGAAAAUUAUUACAUCUUCAUUAUGAUUGAGUGGGAACGCAACGAUAGCCUCCUGAACUACAGUAUUCCUACUUCUUAAAACUCAGGGUUAGCGAUAGCCUCCUGAACUAUAGUAUUCUUCUUAAAACUAAGGGUUUUAUUCUUAACAUGUAGCUACUUAAUUAUCCAAGAACAAUAGAAAAAAAUGAAGUUUAGCCAACUUCCGACCUUCGUCAAUUUGUGAUGAGUUUCAAUAAUGACUGAAAGAAAUAGAGUAAAUAUAUAGCUUAAUGAUUUCAGAUGAAUGCAAAUUUUUCAAGUUUCAAUG
Molecule: messenger RNA, 4267 nt
Organism: Hyalella azteca
Lineage: Eukaryota; Metazoa; Arthropoda; Malacostraca; Amphipoda; Hyalellidae
Exons: 4
Coding region: 121-3765 (1214 amino acids)
Cellular component (GO): extracellular matrix
Source: RefSeq, a predicted model, not a curated record